GUUUUUAAAAAGCGCCAAGAAAGGAAAGAAAAUGAGGAAGUAAGGACGAAGGACCGAAAGCUCAGAAACACCGUCAAAUGUUGCAUUUGUAACGGAGAGUAACCCAGAGGGAGUGGUCAAUUCAAUAACUGAGAAGACAAAAGUUCAAGAUCUGAAGAGGUAACAAACCAGAGAAGAAACUUGAGAGGUAAAAUACAACUGGGAAGAGCAAGGAAGCUUUCUGAGGAGACAGGAAGGAGCUAUCAAGUAAAUCUUAUCCUUUUCUGAUUUGGGAAAGAUUGUUCUUUUCUCCAUGGCUGCCCCAACAGGCAUAGAACGCUUUGCUGAGGAUCUUCGCUGUUCUAUUUGCCUGGAGCUCUUUUCAGACCCCGUCAUACUGGAAUGUGGGCACAACUAUUGCCAGGCCUGUAUCACUCGGUUCUGGGCUGAGAUCCCCAACAACCAUGAGGAGGACAUGCCACCAACACUUCCUACUUGCCCAGAAUGUCGGCGUGAAAUCCCCGGUGGCAAAUAUACACCUAAUCGGGUGCUGGGACAGCUGGCUUGCAAAGCCCAAGAAUCUCUUUUGGUCCAGGCUGGUGAUGAGGACACCAACGGGGAUAAAGAUGAUGAGGAGGAGAUGCAGGGGGAAAAGCUUUUUUGUACUGAAGAUGGGUGCCUGGCGAGAGCUUUACAACCAGACCACUGGGGCCACCAGUGUCUCCCUCUGAUUGAAGCUGUGGAGCACUUCAAGGGGAUCUUAACAACAUCUCAAGCACAGCUGGAAUCCAAAAUUCAAGCAGAAAGAUCUGUUGAAGAGCAGAGGGCCCAGAAACCUCCAGAAAUCACAGCCCAACGGCUGCGUCUGGAGCAGAAUGUCUCUGCCCAAUUCAUGGAGCUCCAUCAGUGGCUUCAGGAGAAGGAGGCUGCGCUGAUCAGAGAGAUCCAGAGAGAGGAAAAACUGCUUCUGAGUGAACUGGACAGGAACCAGAGGAACAGCCAAGAGCAAAUCCGCACAGCCAAUGAGCAAAUAGCUAAAAUCCAGGCUCGGCUUGCAAUGGAACCGGACUCCGAAAGCUUCCUUAAGGAUAUCAAAGGCUUUGUAGAAAGAUACUGCCCUGGUGAGGACAAGACAAGUCCAUUUCCUGUGAUUUCUCGCGAUUUCAAUUUAGGGCAGUUUAAAGGGCCUAUUCAGUACAUGGUCUGGAGAGAGAUGUUGCUGGCCUUAAGACCUUUCCCUUCAUAUAUUACCUUGGAUCCUGCCACCAAUCAUCCCAACCUCAUGCUCUCCAAGGACCUUGACACAGUACGCUUGGAAGAUAACCCCGAAGAAGUGGUCCCGGAUGGUCCAGAAAGAUUUAGCAAGACUGUAUGCGUGCUGGGUGCCCAGGGAUUUACUUGUCAGUGCCAUUAUUGGGAGGUAGAAGUUGGAAACAAAACCAGCUGGGAUAUUGGAGUGGCCAAGGAGUCGGUGAACAGGAAGGAGGCUAAAGUCACCGUCAAGCCCAGCAAUGGUUUUUGGGCCAUUUGGCUACGGAACGGCAAUGAGUACAAGGCCCUUGACUCUCCUUCCAAACAGCUGCUCCUCAAGGUCAAGCCUCAGAGAGUAGGGGUCUAUUUGGACUAUGAAGGAGGACAAGUCUCUUUUUACGAUGCUGACACCAUGACCCACAUCUACACCUUUCUGGAUGACUUCUACGAGUGCCUGUACCCCAUGUUCAGCCCCGGGGUCAACAAAGAUGGCCUCAACGGUGAACCCCUCUGCCUCCUGCACCCACGGAUCUAGCAAGGACUAUAUGAGUCAUCAUGUGAUGUGAAUUAUGUCCAAUCGUUCUUUGCUGGUGACCGAGUUCAUCUUUGCUGGGUUUUCUGAACGGCCAC
This is a messenger RNA of Thamnophis sirtalis, 1860 nucleotides long. RefSeq names its product zinc-binding protein A33. Lineage: Eukaryota; Metazoa; Chordata; Lepidosauria; Squamata; Natricidae. The record is from RefSeq and is a predicted model, not a curated record. Gene Ontology annotation, molecular function: protein binding.